AUGGAUGGAGUUGAGGAAUUUAUGAUAUUUUCAGCUGCCAACUCCAAAACUAAAGGGUUCAUCGUGUGCCCAUGUAAGAAGUGUUGUUUGGGCGUGACAUUGCGGGAAGAUGUUGUGUACGACCAUUUGACAUCAGGAGCAGGGAUUUUGGAGGGUUACACCGAGUGGGUAAUGCAUGGGGAACAAGUUAACCCUUCCGUCAAUAAGGACCCAAUAUUCGAAGGGUCCACUACAAGUCCCACCGAUAGGAUGCCAACACAUGACAAGUCCAGUGGAAUGCAAGCCAUGCUUAGAGAUGUUUUUGCUAUGCACAAUGAUCAACUACAUUAUGGUGGAUUUGACAUGGGUAUCGAAGCAGAAGCUGUAGAGGAAGAUAUUGCGGACUAUGAUGAAAAUGCAAGUAAGUUCUACGCUUUGCUUAAAGAGGACGAUAGGCCACUCCAUGCGAAUACAAAACAUAGCAAAUUGGGGGCUAUUAUAUGUCUAUACAAUUUGAAGUGUAUGGGUGGAUGGAGUAACACACAUUUCUCAUUGUUGCUUGAAUUUAUCAAUGAGUUGCUUCCAACGGAUGCACAUUUGCCUAAUGACACAUACCAGGCAAAAAAGUACCUGAAAGACUUGGGGCUUGAAUAUGAGAAGAUCUCGGCGUGUCGCAAUGAUUGUAUGCUAUUUUGGAAGGAGAAUGAGAAGUUAGACAAAUGUACAAUGUGCAAUAUGUCGAGGUGGAAGGAUAACAUAACUGAUGAAGAUGGUUCAUCCCCAAUAUCAAAAAGAAAGCCGUUUAAGGUGUUGCGGUGGUUUCCUCUGAUACCAAGGUUGCAAAGGUUGUUUAUGUCACAGCAUACUGCGACACACAUGAAAUGGCACGCUGUUGAGCGCACAAAAGAUGGUGUACUAAGGCAUCCAGCCGAUGGUGAAGCAUGGAAAUCUUUCGAUGCACAUUACCCAGACUUCGCCAAAGAUCCACGCAAUGUCAGGCUCGGCUUAUCGUCAGAUGGAUUCAAUCCUUUUGGAAACAUGAGCACUGCUCACAGUACAUGGCUGGUAUUGUUGGUACCGUACAACUUGCCUCCAUGGAUGUGCAUGAAACAACCAUAUUUUAUGUUAUCCUUGAUUAUCCCAGGCCCAAGUUCACCUAGAAUGAAUAUAGAUGUUUCCCUACAGCCCCUCGUAACAGAACUUAACCAACUAUGGGAUGUUGGGGUACAGACUUUUGAUGUAUCCUUAAAAAAAAAGUUUAUGUUGCGUGCAGCAUUGAUGUGGACAAUAAACGACUUACCAGCGUACGGAGAUUUGUCGGGAUGGAGUACGAAAGGAAAAAAGGCUUGUCCUUGUUGUAUGGAUUCAACACGUUCUAUGUGGUUAACUUAUGGUAGAAAACAAUGCUAUAUGGGCCACCGACGAUGGUUACCUGAAGAUCAUAUAUGGAGAAAGAACAAGAGAGCAUUCGAUGGUAUGGAAGAAAUGGGACAUCCAUCUAGUGUGCCAAGUGGUGAUGAGAUAAUGAAACAACUACAAGGUUUUGUAGAGAGGCCAAGGUCAGAGGGUGAGGGUUGGAAGAAGAGAAGUAUAUUCUUCACAUUGCCCUAUUGGAAAGAUAAUGAAUUGCGUCACAACCUUGACGUGAUGCACAUUGAGAAGAAUGUCGUCGAUAAUAUAAUUGGCACGCUGUUGGACAUUAAAGGGAAAACGAAAGACAAUUACGAAGCACAUCAGGAUCUACGAAAAUUGGGUUUGAGAUCAGCACUUCAUCCUUUUACUGCGGAUAACAACAAAACAUAUUUACCUGCAGCGAACUUCACAAUGACAAAAACAGAGAAGUAUGGCUUCCUAAAGGUGAUAAGUGAUGUAAGAGUGCCUGAUGGAUAUGCUUCAAAUGUGUCACGUUGUCUCAAACUUAAAGAAUGUAGUAUUGGGGGUAUGAAAAGCCAUGAUAGCCACAUACUCAUGCAACAACUCAUGCCAAUUGCAUUUCGCGGGUCCUUACCAAAGAAGGUUGUUGGUCCUUAA
Alnus glutinosa is the source of this 2010-nucleotide messenger RNA. RefSeq lists its product as uncharacterized. Bases 1 to 2010 code for a protein of 669 amino acids. The transcript has a single exon. The record is from RefSeq and is a predicted model, not a curated record. NCBI's taxonomy places the organism in Eukaryota, Viridiplantae, Streptophyta, Magnoliopsida, Fagales, Betulaceae.